AUUGUGUGCAGUUCGUUAAUAGUGAAAGUGAAGUGAAUUAUAAAAAUAAAAUGCCGCCAAAAACUAGUGGUAAAGCAGCUAAAAAAGCCGGAAAGGCACAAAAAAAUAUCACCAAGACCGAUAAGAAGAAGAAGCGCAAGAGGAAGGAAAGCUACGCAAUCUACAUUUACAAAGUUUUGAAGCAAGUUCAUCCUGACACUGGAAUUUCAUCGAAGGCCAUGAGCAUCAUGAAUAGUUUUGUGAACGACAUCUUCGAAAGAAUUGCUGCUGAAGCCUCUCGCUUAGCUCACUACAACAAGCGUUCAACAAUCACAAGUCGGGAAAUCCAGACUGCCGUGCGAUUGUUGUUGCCUGGUGAACUAGCCAAGCAUGCUGUUAGUGAAGGAACAAAGGCGGUUACCAAAUACACAAGCUCGAAGUAAUUUUUUUUUUAUUGAAUUUCUUCAAAAAUGGCCCUUUUCA
Eupeodes corollae is the source of this 462-nucleotide messenger RNA. Its product is annotated as histone H2B. Bases 51 to 422 code for a protein of 123 amino acids. Gene Ontology annotation, molecular function: structural constituent of chromatin; DNA binding; protein heterodimerization activity. The record is from RefSeq and is a predicted model, not a curated record. The transcript has a single exon. Lineage: Eukaryota; Metazoa; Arthropoda; Insecta; Diptera; Syrphidae. Gene Ontology annotation, cellular component: nucleosome.